Myotis daubentonii (Daubenton's bat) is the source of this 627-nucleotide messenger RNA. RefSeq names its product lipocalin Can f 6.0101-like. Lineage: Eukaryota; Metazoa; Chordata; Mammalia; Chiroptera; Vespertilionidae. Gene Ontology annotation, molecular function: odorant binding; small molecule binding. The record is from RefSeq and is a predicted model, not a curated record.
AUGAAGCUGCUGCUGCUGUGUCUGGGGCUGACGCUGGUCUGUGCCCAUCAUGAAGGAAACCAUGAUGUUGUGACAAGCAACUUCGAUAUAUCAAAGAUUUCAGGGGAGUGGCAUACCGUUUUCUUGGCCUCAGAUGUCAAAGAAAUGAUAGAAAAAGAUAGUAUCAUGAGGGGUUUUAUGGAAUCUAUCCACGCCUGGGACAACUCUUCUCUGACAUUGAAAUUUCAUGUAAAGGUCAAUGGAGAGUGCACUGAAAUGUUUUUGCUUUGUCAUCAAGCAAGUGAGAAUGGUGUAUAUAAUGUUAUCUAUGCUGGAUUCAAUACAUUUCGCAUAAUUGAAGUGGUCUAUAGUGACUAUAUUAUUUUUCAUCUCAUUAAUGUCAACAAUAAGCAAAAGUUUGAGAUGCUGAUACUCUUAGCCCGAAAACCAGAUGUGAGCCCAAAACUCAAGGAAAGGUUUGAGGAACUUUGUCAAGAAUAUGGAAUUCCUGAGGAAAACAUACUGGAUGCGACCGAAGUCGAUCGCUGUCUCCAGGCCCGAGGGAGCAAUGACGCCCAAGCCUCCAGGUUGGUGAUGUCUGAUGGAGAGGGGGUUAGCCCAGGGACCACUGCCUUCCAACACCAUUAG